AUGAGUCGGGGAUACCCACUCCCACUGGAUGUCACUCUAGUGAAUUUCACUCAGAGUCCACUCAUCGUGCCCGCAAUCCAAAAAGCCAUAGCACUCGCCAAGACCGCUUACUCUCACCCAACCUCUGGUCUCAACAUUCUUCCACAAGAGCUUGGGGUCUUCAUCUCCGAAUUCCUCUGCCCCAUCACCGAUUAUACGACGAAUGAUGUUCAAAAUUUGAAGAACAUGCUCUUGGAGUUUGGGUGGGAGCUACCUCAGUCGUUUUGGCGAGUGCGGUUAGACGAACAUUUGUUGUUUGAGUCAAAGGAAUAUAGCGCGGACCCGUCAGUGGAUUGGAAAGUGCGACUUGAAUUGAUGAGUCUGGUUGCAGAUCGAAGCCGGCUCGAUUUCAAGGAUCUAGCCAACCGUAAGCGGGUCCUUGGGAUUGUGCGUGCUCUUCGGGAUGCCUAUGCCAAGUUAUAA
Messenger RNA from Penicillium brevicompactum, 462 nucleotides. RefSeq lists its product as uncharacterized. The transcript has a single exon. Lineage: Eukaryota; Fungi; Ascomycota; Eurotiomycetes; Eurotiales; Aspergillaceae. The record is from RefSeq and is a predicted model, not a curated record. The coding region runs from base 1 to 462 and encodes 153 amino acids.